Messenger RNA from Closterium sp. Yama58-4, 3381 nucleotides. NCBI's taxonomy places the organism in Eukaryota, Viridiplantae, Streptophyta, Zygnematophyceae, Desmidiales, Closteriaceae. The record is from the annotation of a GenBank genome assembly.
AUGCUCCCCGCCAAAGAUUCUUUUGAAAAGCCUUCUCAGAACACUAGAUCAAUUCCCUAUAACCAACUGAAAUUCUUCCUCACUCCUCUGCCUGUCUUGCCUGACCCUCCCCCACCAGGUGCGAGGAUCACUGAAGCCACGAGCAUCACAGCAGGUGUCCAGACGGCCCAUGGCGACCCAGGUGGCGCUGGGGGGAUGGCGGGCGCGGUUGGGGCAGGAGGAUUGAGCGGCGGCGAAUUGGGGGGUGCAGGAUUGGGAGGAGGAAAUUUUGGGGGAGGGGAAUUGGGGGGAGGGCAGACGACAGGUGAGGCAGCGGGAGGUGUAGCAGGGGGAGUGGGAGGAGGUAGAGGGAAUGAAUUGAGAGGUGGGGGAGGGGCGGAGGCAGGGCGAGGAGCAGAAGACGGGAGUGGGGUUGAGGUGGAGGAGGAGGAAGAGGGUGAUGGGGCUCACCACAGGGACCGAGGGUGGGAUGACAGCAGAGGGCGGGAGGAGGGCGCAGGGCAACAGGAGGGGGUUGGGCAGCAGGAGGGAGGAGGGAAGCAUGAAGGGCAAGGGCAACAGGAGGAGGGGGCAGGGGACGGGGCGGAGGGGGAUGACGCGGAGGAAGGGCAUGGGCAGGAGAAAUCGGAGGAGGAGAAGCAGAGGGAGCUGGAGCUGCUAAAGGGGCUGCUUAAAGCGGAGAUGGACGCGCAGGGUGGGGGGAGAUAUGGUGGUGAGGGGAAGGGGGGCCAUGGGGGAAAGGAGGGGAAGGAGGGGAACGAGGGGAAAGGUUCAGGUGGGAAUGAAAGGGAUGAUGAGGAGGAGGAGGAUCCGGAUGAGACGGAGCAAUGGGGGGAGGGAGCAGAACGAGUGGGCGGAACAGGGGAAGAAACUGAGAGGGAGAGGAGCGUGAGGGAAGGUGCGAAGGAUAAUGGCGUGGAUGGUGGUGGUGGGGAUGGUGGUGGUGGCAGGUACAGCGGCAAGAUGGCAUCAGAUUCGACAGAGGAGGCAGCAGUGGGUGGGGGUGGGGGAACUGCACAGACACAUGGGGGUGGGGAAACAACACGGGCAGAUGGUGGUGGGGCGCAUGGGGGAGGAAAGUAUGACGAGUGGGAGGAGGAGGAGGGGGUAGUGGCGCGCUCACAUGGCACGGAGGAUGGGCGAGGGCGAGAACGCGCUGCUGGUGCUGCUGGUGCUGCUGGUGCUGCUGGUGGCACCAACUCGCUGCACGAGGGAAGCACAGAGCAUUUUGGUGUGAAGCCUGAGGAGGGCGGAAAGUUGCCUGAGGAGCAUGGUGUGCACAGAGGGGAGGGGGGAGGAGUAGGGGGAGACAGAGCAGAAGAGGAGGGAUCAGACGAGGAGGGGGGGGAAGUGGAGGAGGGCACGUCCGUGGCAGUGGAGAGGGGCCAGUCGGACCAGCGCAAGCAGUUAAUGGAGCAAGAGGCUGCCCGCCGCAGCGUGCCCCUGGCAGGUUACAGAGGGGCGGCAGCAGCUGCUGCAGUAGCAGCAACAGCACGCGCACAGCAGGCAGGAGACAGAGGCGCGACAGGGGAGGAGGGCACAGCGGUGGCAGUGGAGAGGGGCCAGUCGGACCAGCGCAAGCAGCUGAUGGAGCAAGAGGCUGCCCGCCGCAGCUUGCCAGUGGCAGGUUACAGAGGGGCAGCAAUAGCUGCAGCAGCAGCAGGGCAGGUGGGAGAUAGAGGCGCAGCAGCAGAUGCGGCAGCACAGGUAGGAGACAGAGGGGCGGUAGGGCAUGCAGGGCAGGUGGCAGGCGCAGGGCAGGUGGGAUAUAGAGGGAUGGGAGGAGAUGUGGGGCUGGUAGGGGGUGCUGGACGGGAAAUGGACGGAUCCUCGAGUGGAGAAACACGAGCAGCUGCAGCAGAGGCAGCAGCAGCAGCAGCAGGUUCAGCAGGGGAGGGAACAGCAAAGCAGGCAGUGACGGGCUGGGGCAGGUUAUCGAGAGGAGAGGGCGUUUCAAUAGCUGAUAACCUGCGCAAGGAGGGGGGGCUAUCAGAGACACGUGUAGGAGCAGGUGCGACUGGGGCAGGUGCGACUUGGGCAGGUGCGACUGGGGCAGGUGCGACUGGGGCAGGUGCGACUGGGGCAGGUGUGACUGGAGCAGGUGUGACUGGAGCAGGUGUGACUGGAGCAGGUGUGACUGGAGCAGGUGUGACUGGAGCAGGUGUGACUGGAGCAGGUGUGACUGGAGCAGGUGUGACUGGAGCAGGUGUGACUGGGGCAGGUGCGACUGGGGCAGGUGCGACUUGGGCAAGGUUGACUGGGCCUCGCGUGGGCAAGUGUGCUCCUGGCACCGCACUGCACCGAGUGCUGCAGCAAGCCCGGCAGCGCAACAGUCAAGUGCACCUGGUGGGGCCAAGGGAGUGUGCAUCAGCAACAGCCGCCCUGGGCGUGGCAUUCACGCGCUACGCGCUCUUCAACCAGACCAUUUCUGCCUUCCGCUCCUCCUUUGGCACUCCUCGCACCGACCUUGUGCGCUGGUUUGUACUGCAUGCCUACAUGACUCGCAACAACCUCUCCCACGCCCUCUACCUCUCGCCGGACGUCCUCCUCUUUGCCAACGCCACCGAAACUAUCAACCAGCUGUACCUCCCCCACGAGCGCCACAUACUCCUCCCCCAGCCCUUCCCCGGCACGCGGCCCCCUCGACGCGCCACCUUCCCCCCGCACACGCCCAUCGAGGCGCACACAGCGGGGUGGUCGAUAGAAGGACUGGCAGACUUCCUGAGAUUCGUGCGCGUGUUUGUGGAGCAAGGGGUCCUGGGAGGCGGGGAAGGCACUGCUGCAGAGCGAUUGAAAAACCCGGACUACUCAGACGCCACCAUGCUGGGAUGGUACGCCCGCCAUGCAUGUUGGCAUGCCCCUGAGAAUGCAGAGGCCACUCCUGCAUGUGCAGCGGAGCCGUGUUGUGGGAUCACUCGCGAGAGGGCUGCAAGAUUGGCUGGCCGAUUCACCCCCCAGUUCAAUGUAUCGAGCUUGCUGCAGCCUCGUCGAUGCCGAACCACAUCAUGGUCGGACGCCGGGUGGUGCGUUUUCUCGGUUUCUCCGUUUGCCCCGUCCACAAGUGACACGUCAGCAUCUGGAGGGACUUUCCAGCCAGCUCAGCGCCUCUCGUUUCAUCCUACACAAGGCGCGAAGCUACCACGCUCAGCUAAGUAUCGAUACUUCAGUAUGUGGAAGCCGCAAGGGGAUGAUGGAGAGGUGUUGAAAGGUCCAGGUGCGAAUGGGAUGCAGUUUUUGUCGGUGCGCUUUGCAGGUGACGCUGCGAACCAAAUUAGUGAAGACCCGGAAACGACGUGGGGAGCUGCUGAUUUUUCCAAUGAGAAGCAGGCUGGAAUCCUGCAAGUAGGAUCUGACGGAGUAAGGAUGAGAGAUAGAUAUUAA